This is a messenger RNA of Cavenderia fasciculata, 1692 nucleotides long. RefSeq lists its product as uncharacterized. Bases 1 to 1692 code for a protein of 563 amino acids. The transcript has a single exon. The record is from RefSeq and is a predicted model, not a curated record. Gene Ontology annotation, cellular component: cytoplasm. Gene Ontology annotation, biological process: negative regulation of cell migration. Gene Ontology annotation, molecular function: protein binding. Lineage: Eukaryota; Evosea; Eumycetozoa; Acytosteliales; Cavenderiaceae.
AUGAUUUCAACAAAUAACAGUACCACUAAUCAUAGUGCGUCCAACAACAACACUAAUAAUAAUAAUAAUACUACUGCUACUACAACAUGUUUUGAAGCGAUAGCUAUUAGAGAUCACAAAUCAAUUCACCUGUCUCAACUGUCUUUUAAAAAGGGUGAUACUAUCUGGGUCUUUGAAACUGCCCCAACUGGUUGGAGUAGAGGUGAAUGUAAUGGUAAAAGAGGUCUAUUUCCUCAUUCUUAUGUUGUCAGUGCCAAUAAUAAUAAUAAUCAUAGUAAUAGUAACAAUAAUAACAUUAAUCUGCCACCCAACAGUUCAACACAUGAUUCAGUUGACUCUACUACUUUAUCAACAGAAAGACAAAAUGUACUGUCCAUUCAACAUGUCUCUCUGCCAACGGCAGCUGAUUUGAAAAAAACACCACCUACACCUCCACCAAGAUCAUCACCACCUUCAUUAGGUAGUCCAGAGUUGGUCACCACCGGUAGAUCAUCGCCAAUUCCUUUACUGACCGUCCCUGCCACUGGAGGAAAUACAAAAUUAUCUCCAAGAUUCAAUGUCAACAAAGAGUUGUUGGAGAAUUCAAUAUCAACUCUCAGAAGUGGUUCACCUGUAUUUGUACAAGAUUCCAUGCAAGGAGAUGACGAUGACGAAACUGGAUUCAAAAAACAUGGUAGAAAGAAUAGUGGUCCAAGUAGUUUUAUCUCUAGAGGAGAGGAAACCGAAUCUUCACUAAAUCAUAGUAGUGGAAAUAUUGGAAUAAAUCCUGCCCUCUCCCCCAUUUCAGAGGGUGACCAAAAUCAAUCUACCCUCUACAGUAACACAAGUAAUAAUAACAAUAAUAGCAACACCGAUCAACAAAGCAAAUAUAAAACUCUUCCACACAAUCAUCUAAAAGUGAGAAAACCACUUUCCUCAAUUACAUCUCAACCACAAACAACAGAUGAACCAACAACACCAACUCUAAACUUACCAUCGACACAAACAAAUCAACCGUCUCAACCUUCAUCAUCAUCAUCGACACAAACAAGACCAAGCAUACAAAAACCAAGAAUUACAGUUGACCAAAUCAACACAGAGAUACCCUAUUAUAUCAGUAGAUGUGUUGUUCCACAUAAAAAGCAAUCAUAUGAUGAGAUACCCCUCAACAUGGGUGACUUGGUGAUUGUAUACAAUCAGAGUAAUAUUUAUGGUGAGUGGUGGAUCGGAAAGAUUGGUCAGACUUUUGGAGUAUUCCCAAAGCAAUGUGUAGAAAUCAUAAAAGAUAUAUCACCCAAAAAUCAACCAACAACAGCAACCAACAAUCUUUCCAAUGCCACCAAAACUCCACCAUCAUCAUUUACACCUCCAAAACCAUUUGCCAACAACAAUAUCAGCAUCACACCCAACAAUCUUACGCCUCCCAAUUCAUCAUCUCCAACAAUACAAUCCAAACACCAACACAACAACCAACACGAACAAAAUCCAAAUACCUCUCCCGAUGCAGAUGAUGCCGAACAACAAAGAUUGUUGGCAAGAAAGAAAAUUGAAGAAUCAUUGUCACACCUCCAAACCAAAGAAGAGGUGAUGGAAGCUUUGACAUCGAUGGCUUUGAAAUUCGUUGCAUUAAAGAAGGAACUUGAACAAGAGAGAACUCUAAGGGAGGCUUUUGAAAAACAACUAUAUCAGUUGACUUCAAAACACCCAAAAUAA